AUGGAGUCCAUCGUUAACCUCUACCACCCACCCUAUCUCCACGAGAUCAUCAGGGUCGUGCAGCAGCUCUUCAGCGGAAAAGCGGCCGGAUCGGACGCGAUCCAUGCCAAGAUCUACAACUACGGUAGCCCCCAACUCAUGGAUCAUCUGACUGGGCUCUUCCAGGACAUGUGGCAUCAAGGCGAAGUCCUGCAGGAUUUUAAAGACGCACACAAUCGUGGACCUAUACAAACGGAAAGGAAGCCGCCAGCUCUGCGAAAAUCACCGAGGCAUCUCCCUGCUGAACAUCGCCGGGAGAAUCUUCGCUCGAAUUCUUCUCAAGCGUCUGAACAACCACCUAGAACAAGGUCCUCUGCCGAAAAGCCAGUGCGGCUUCUGCCGUCAUCGUGA
Messenger RNA from Spirometra erinaceieuropaei, 390 nucleotides. Lineage: Eukaryota; Metazoa; Platyhelminthes; Cestoda; Diphyllobothriidea; Diphyllobothriidae. The record is from the annotation of a GenBank genome assembly.